CUGGGAUAGGAGCCUCGUAGGGCAGCUGGGCUCAAGGUCUGUAUGGACUAACCUCGCCAACCUGCCCAGUACCACGAUAGCCGGGAACAGGAAAAGGCGCGCGAUGAGCGGAACGGAAGGAUCGUGGGGCGCCUGCUGGGUGCUGGUGACCGGCGCCUCUAGGGGUCUGGGCGCCGCCAUCUGCGAGGGCGUGGCGCCGCUCCUGGGGGAGGGUUCGCGCAUUCCUCCCAGUCGUACUAGACUUGGGUGUAGCAAGCAAGGCUGACAUGGAGACUGCUCUCAAAUUACACUUUGGGGGCGAGAAUGUGCCACGUCCCUCGCGUGUUCUCAUCUUCCACAAUGCUGGGUCCCUUGGCAGUCUCAGAUACCUGAAAGACCAAGGGGACCAGCAACACGUCCAGCAGUAUUUUAAUCUGAAUGUAAGCUCGGUCGUGACACUUAAUGCUGUGUUCAUGAGUAUGGUACGGUCGCUGGCUCCAAGUGCAGCAAUAGAGGUGAUAAAUAUAUCAUCUCUGUGUGCAGUGCAGCCCUUCAAGUCGUGGGGUUUAUACUGUGCAGGGAAAGCGGGCAGAGAUAUGUUGUUUAGGGUCUUGGCUGCUGAAGAACCUAAUGUUACGGUGCUGAACUAUGCUCCUGGACCGCUCGAUAAUGACAUGCAGGUGGCUGCGCGCACUGAGACAGCUGAUGAUGAUCUUCGUUCCAUUUUCUCCUCCAUGAAGAGUGAGGGAAAACUCUUACCUUGCAGCACGUCCGUUGCCAAACUGAUAGACAUUUUGAACAGUAAGAAAUUCAAGUCUGGUGAUCACGUUGAUUAUUAUGAUGAAUAAUGCUGCGAGGAUUGUAAAACAGUGUAAACGUCAGUGAAUAUUUUUGGGUGAAUAUUUUGGAGGAUAACUCCCCCCUCCCCUCAUUUUUUUGUGAGUUUGGAAGACUGAUAUUCAAUUUCUUGCAGAUUCCACGAAGUAGAAAUUUAAUUAAGGAAGGUUAAUAAGGGAAAAAGCAAAUUCAUAUAUGUAUUUAAUAUCAAUGCCUCAGUAUACACAGUUGUUCAGUUACGCUGAAUCUCACAAUGAAACACCAGUUCUAUCAUUUUAUUUGUUUAUUUUUUGUAAUGGCUUGAAGCGAAGUGCAGUGUUGCACGUUGUUGUUCAUUCCUGUUGUUGAUUUUUUUUCUUUAAGAUAGUAUAUAUUGAAUAUUUUUUUUGCUAAAUAGUAUACAUUCAAUUAUUUUUGCUCUCUAAUAUUUUUUAGAAUAAAUAUGAUCAGACUAAUCCUUUAUACUGGUGGUUGUUUCAUUCAAAGAUUUGUUUUAAUGUAUAUUGCUCUUCGGGCUCAAGAGCAUCAAAGCGUGG
Molecule: messenger RNA, 1352 nt
Organism: Penaeus monodon (black tiger shrimp)
Lineage: Eukaryota; Metazoa; Arthropoda; Malacostraca; Decapoda; Penaeidae
Product: sepiapterin reductase-like
Biological process (GO): tetrahydrobiopterin biosynthetic process
Molecular function (GO): sepiapterin reductase (NADP+) activity
Source: RefSeq, a predicted model, not a curated record